AUGGCCGAUGAGGAUAUUCAACCACUCGUCUGUGAUAAUGGAACAGGAAUGGUUAAGGCUGGAUUUGCUGGAGAUGAUGCUCCGAGGGCUGUGUUUCCUAGCAUUGUUGGCCGACCACGCCACACCGGUGUGAUGGUUGGCAUGGGACAAAAGGAUGCAUAUGUUGGUGAUGAAGCUCAGUCCAAACGUGGUAUAUUGACUCUAAAAUAUCCAAUUGAGCAUGGUAUUGUGAGUAAUUGGGAUGAUAUGGAGAAGAUUUGGCAUCACACCUUCUACAAUGAGCUUCGUGUAGCCCCCGAGGAGCACCCGGUUUUGCUCACUGAAGCACCUCUUAACCCUAAGGCUAAUCGCGAGAAAAUGACUCAAAUUAUGUUUGAAACAUUCAACACACCUGCAAUGUAUGUUGCCAUUCAGGCCGUUCUAUCGCUCUAUGCCAGUGGUCGAACAACCGGUAUUGUUCUGGACUCUGGAGAUGGUGUGAGCCACACUGUACCUAUUUACGAAGGGUAUGCCCUUCCACAUGCUAUCCUUCGCCUCGAUUUAGCAGGGCGUGACCUCACCGACGCCCUGAUGAAAAUCCUAACCGAGCGCGGCUAUUCCUUCACAACUACAGCCGAGCGUGAAAUCGUAAGGGAUGUGAAGGAAAAAUUGGCUUACAUUGCACUUGAUUAUCAGCAAGAGCUUGAAACUUCAAGAACAAGUUCUUCUGUUGAGAAAACCUAUGAGCUUCCGGAUGGACAGAUCAUCACCAUUGGCGCUGAGCGUUUCCGUUGUCCUGAGGUUCUUUUCCAGCCAUCCAUGAUUGGAAUGGAAGCUGUUGGCAUUCACGAAACAACGUACAACUCAAUCAUGAAGUGUGAUGUUGAUAUCAGAAAGGACUUGUAUGGAAACAUAGUACUCAGUGGUGGUUCUACCAUGUUUCCUGGUAUUGCUGACAGAAUGAGCAAGGAAAUUACCGCGUUGGCUCCAAGCAGCAUGAAGAUCAAGGUGGUUGCUCCGCCCGAGCGAAAAUACAGUGUCUGGAUUGGUGGCUCUAUCUUAGCUUCUCUUAGCACUUUUCAACAGAUGUGGAUUGCAAAGGCCGAGUACGAUGAAUCCGGUCCUUCGAUUGUACACAGGAAAUGCUUUUAG
Lathyrus sativus (Indian pea) is the source of this 1131-nucleotide messenger RNA. The record is from the annotation of a GenBank genome assembly. NCBI's taxonomy places the organism in Eukaryota, Viridiplantae, Streptophyta, Magnoliopsida, Fabales, Fabaceae.